AUGACGGCGCUUAUGACUUUUCUUUCCGGACCGAUAAGUGCCGUGUCAUGUGGAUUGCUUGGCAAACAUGCACUAGCCACCGUAGGGUUGGCGAACUCAGUGUUCAACGUCACUUGUCUGGCUGUUGUAAUCGGUUUAUUGACGGCCGCUGAUACUUUGUUUUCUCAGACGUACGGAAGUAAUGAACAAAACAUGCUGCGCAUUCAGCUGCAGAGAGCCAUCGUCAUCAUCACCUUCUGCUGUAUCCCGUGCAUUUCACUGUAUUUGUUUGCGGAACCUGUGCUUCUACUGCUACAACAAAACCCACAAACAGCAAGGAAGCUAAUCAUUAAGCCAGAUAUCUCGAACGCUAUAGCGAGGGAUAACUUGAGCAAGGUAGCGGAGAAUACCAUGAAAACACCGGAUGACAGUCAUGGUAUAGAGGACAAGUACGCCCAGGACUGCAUAUGUUAUGUAUAG
Messenger RNA from Dicrocoelium dendriticum, 459 nucleotides. The record is from the annotation of a GenBank genome assembly. Lineage: Eukaryota; Metazoa; Platyhelminthes; Trematoda; Plagiorchiida; Dicrocoeliidae.